AUGGGGUUAUCAUCUGUUGAAAAAUUAUAUUCAUAUGUUCAAAAAGUAUAUUUUAAAUUUCGAAAAGGAGAGGAAAAGUGCAAAAUGCUUAGAAUAUCAUUAGAAAUUAGAUCCGAACUAACAAUUUCUCCUGGAAAGGUUUUAUCAUUGCAAAUAACAGAUGAUUUUGAUUCAAUUUUUUUUUAUUCAUUAAUGCUUACUCAAGAGGAUUUUAGUGUGUUAAAAUCUCAACAAGGUCUGUUAGUCGAUUUUGAUCAUUUUCCUUCACAGUUAAUAAAACUACUGGAAAUUUGUAAAUCUCAAGAUGUCGGAAACAAAUUUAUAUUAGUUCUUGAUGAUGAGGAUUCAGUAUUUGUACAAUCUUCCAUAGAGUAUGACAACGGUUGCAUUUAUUUAAAAGUAAUCGAAACGAAUAAUUUUAAAAAUUUGUGUCAUUUAUCAUUAAAAGUAGCUGAAGAAACUAAUUAUUUAAAAUUAGAAACAAGUCAUCAAAUUUCAGAGGAGAGAGAAAAGAUAACAAAAUUGCAAAGCGAAUGGCAACAAAAGUUAGAGUUAGAAAAAUCUCAACUCAUUAACCAACAUCAAAAACAAAUAAAUGAUUUGAAUGAACAAAUAAAUUCUUUGACCUUUAAUAAUAAAAAUUUAUACGAAAGCAGGUGUCAACUUGAAACAUCGGUAAAAGAAAAAUCAUUUCAAAUAGAAGCUUUAGAAAAACAAAAUAUGCAUUUAAAUCAAGAAAUAACACUUUUAAAAAGGCAAACUUCUCAAUUAGAUCAAGACUAUCAUGAAAAAGAUAAAAUGGUGAUUAGUUUAAAAACUAAAUUAGCUGUUGCGGAACAAGAAUUAAAAGAUAAAAGUAAAUACCUUGAAAAACAACAAGAACUUUUAAAAUCUGCCAACGAGCAAAAAGCAUUUUUGGAAGAAGCUUUGAAUGAGAAAGAGGUUCAGUUACAAAGGAAACAAUCUGCUGUUCAGACAUUGUCUGCUGAUCUCAUGAAAUACAAUGAUCUGAUUGCAAAACUUCAAUCCGAUUUAGCUGCAAAUAAAGCCAAGAUGAAGUUACGAACCGAUAUAGCAUUGGAACAGGAAAAAGUUCUAGAAAAAAAAGUUCAACAAUUAACAUCUCAAGCCAACACGAUUAAAGAAUUAAAUGAAAAGAUAUUAAAAUUAACAGAAGAAUUAAGUGCAAUCAAAAAUGAACUACAGGAAGCCAAUAAAAAAAUCGAAGAAAAAGAAAUGACCAUUAAAAAAAAUGAUAAUGUCAUAAAUUGGUUAAACAGACGUCUCACAGAGUGCAAUACAGGUUCUUCUCAAUCACCAACGUUGAUAACAUCGACAAGAACAGAAAACGAUUCAAUAUUGGCCAUAUCUCAACCGAAAGGAAAUAUAUCAAAUUUAGCCAAAGGAUGGCCUCCAUGGUUAAUUAAUUCCAUAGCAGGAUGUAACAGCUCUAAUGGUGAUUCUACAGGAGCAUCAUCAAACUGUACAAAUUCAUUUAUACCCUCAAGUAUUAAUGCGACUCAAGGAAAUGUAAAAUCUGAUACAUUAAAAGAACCAUUACAGUCAAAGUGCGAAGAACUGAAAAAAAAGGAAGAGAAAAAUAUAGAUUUUAACGGAGUGACAGAUUUAAAAAAACAAUCAAAGGGUCUUGAUCCAAAAUAUUUUCAAAGUUCAAUUGACAAAGAUUUUAUUUUUAAUCCACAAAUAAUAAAGAAAAAUAUUACUGCUGUUGAUAGCAUUAAAAGUAAAGAACAGGCUAAAUCUGCGAAUGGACGAAAGCAAAUAUCUGCAUAUUUCCCUAAAACUGCUCCUACAUUACAAUAG
This is a messenger RNA of Pediculus humanus corporis (human body louse), 1824 nucleotides long. RefSeq names its product Spindle assembly abnormal protein, putative. Gene Ontology annotation, cellular component: centrosome; centriole. The transcript has 9 exons. The coding region runs from base 1 to 1824 and encodes 607 amino acids. NCBI's taxonomy places the organism in Eukaryota, Metazoa, Arthropoda, Insecta, Psocodea, Pediculidae. The record is from RefSeq and is a predicted model, not a curated record. Gene Ontology annotation, biological process: centriole replication.